UCCCGGCUGUGUCACCUGUUCCUCUCCGCGCGUGAGGUGAGUGUUUCCCGGCUCCCAGGUGGAGAGGAGGAGGGGACAAAGCUGUCAGCAGCAUUCCCCUCCCCACACCUCCCUGUCGUGGACGCAGUGAGCAUCUGCUCUCCCCAUCCCCGACAGACCUUCCGGGAGAGCCUGAGGUGGAAGGGGACACGAGUUGCGGGUUCCUCUGCCCAGACCUUCAUUUGACCCCUUUCCUGAGUUGGCAUCAACCCCUGCAACCUGUGAGCCCGGGGAACACAAGCCGAUCCAUGCAUCUGGGAAGAGUGACGACUUUUUGUGCCUUAGGACUGUCUCUGAGACAAGAUCUCAAGUAGAAGGAUUAAUCUCCUGAUAAAGCCCAGAAUGGCUGCAGCCAUAGAACCUGAAGAACAAAAAGAACUUUUUAUAGUUAAUUCAGAGAACCAGUAUUGGGGACAGGACUCCAUCUCACAAGAGUACAGUCCUUAUAGGAGGGAACUCUUCAGGCAGCACUUCAGGAAACUCUGCUAUCAGGAUGUACCUGGACCCCGGGAAGCUCUUACCCAGCUCUGGGAGCUUUGCUGCCAGUGGCUGAGGCCAGAAUGCCACACCAAGGAGGAGAUUUUGAACCUGCUUGUCCUGGAACAGUUCCUGAGCAUUCUUCCUAGGCACCUGCAAGCAUGGGUGCAUGCACACCAUCCAGAGACUGGUGAGGAGGCAGUGACUGUGCUGGAGGAUCUGGAAAGAGAGCUUGAUGAGCCCCGAAAGCAGCUCCCAGCGGAUUCAGAAAGAAAGGAAAUACUCUUGCACAAACUGACUCCCUUGGGAAGGCCAUAUGAGUCACUGACCAUUCAACUCCAUUCAAAGAAGACCCCACUGGAGCAAGAAUCUGGGAAUGGUAAUAUAAACAGGACUGAGAAUGAGGAGUCAUCACAGAAGGAAGAUAGGCCCAAAGAUACGCAAUUCUUUGAGGAGAUAAACAACAGACUUAGCAAAGAUUUUCCUCAGCAUCCUGAAUUCAAAGAGGAGAUAUUAGCAUGGCAACAGAGAGAAAGAAGACGAUAUAAGUGUAAUGAAUGUGGAAAAAGUUUCCGUCAUAGCUCAGACCUUAGUAAACACAGGAGAAUUCACACUGGUGAAAAGCCCUAUAAAUGUGAUGAAUGUGGAAAAGCCUUCAUUCAGCGCUCACAUCUCAUUGGACACCAUAGAGUACACACUGGAGUGAAACCCUAUAAAUGUAAAGAAUGUGGGAAAGGUUUCAGUGGGCGCUCAGGUCUUAUCCAGCAUCAAAGAAUCCACACUGGUGAAAAACCCUAUGAAUGUGAUGAGUGUGGAAGGCUCUUCCGUGUAAGUUCAACUCUUAUUAGACAUCAAAGAAUUCAUAUAGCAAAUAAGCUCUACUAAAAAGGCAAAAAUAGCAAGUGUUCUUUAAUGCCUAAUUAGUUGUCAGAGAAUCUACCUUAAAGACAUUAUAAGUUUCCAUAAUAUAGGCAAAGCUUCAAUUGCAUUAAAAAUUUCUCUAGCACUGAGUAAAAUACCAUUUUAUUUCUAAGUUCAGUUUUUUGGGGGGAGGAAUCAAGAGUUAUUUCAGAAAGCCUUGUCCAUUGACGGCACUACUCACUUGUAACCCAAGACUGAUGUUUCCUGAUUGAAAGUGAAUUUUGCCUCUCUGCUCUAGUUCCUUUUCACUUGACUGUUAGGUAAGACAUUUAAAUUGUUCUCUGUCUUCAUUUCCCCUAGAUAAUAGAGGCCCACUAGCUAUG
Molecule: messenger RNA, 1760 nt
Organism: Castor canadensis (American beaver)
Lineage: Eukaryota; Metazoa; Chordata; Mammalia; Rodentia; Castoridae
Source: RefSeq, a predicted model, not a curated record